Messenger RNA from Mus musculus (house mouse), 5466 nucleotides. RefSeq names its product small nuclear RNA activating complex, polypeptide 4 (gene Snapc4). The coding region runs from base 1586 to 5194 and encodes 1202 amino acids. The transcript is spliced from 22 exons. The record is from RefSeq and is a predicted model, not a curated record. Gene Ontology annotation, cellular component: nucleus. Lineage: Eukaryota; Metazoa; Chordata; Mammalia; Rodentia; Muridae.
AAGCCUACUGACUUCCGCGACUGCUAGAAGCAUGAUCUGCGUGUGGUCGCCCGGGCGAUGAUGCCAGCUGUGAAGUUUGGAAGGGAUGCCUAGAAGGCUGAAGCCAUGGACAUAGACGCCGAACGAGAGAAAAUAACACAGGAGAUCCAGGAGCUUGAAAGGAUUUUGUAUCCUGGAUCCACCAGCGUCCACUUUGAAGUCUCUGAAUCCAGUCUCAGUUCAGACUCUGAAGCAGCCUGGGACCCUCUAAGCAAUGGUGAAUCCUGGUGGGGAGAAGAGGACCCAGAGCUCAGCCUAUCAACUUGAAUAGUCUCCAUGGCCCAGAUACACAGAAUUUCGUCCCUGAGCACUCCAAUUCGCUGCCUGAUGAGGACUUGGAAACUGCUGGUGCCCCCAUCUUGGUAAUUGUUGCUUACCAGGCCAGGCUGCUGGGUCAUACCUGUUAACUACCUUCCAAACUGGCCUAAGAGGACUUUGCAUGCCUGUGGGAUUUUCUACAAUUAAUGUUAUUUACUGUGAAAAUAAGGCAUCACAAAGUAUUUACUUAUUUUUAUGGUGCUAGAGAUGGAAUCCAGGGUCUCAUUCACACUAGGCUCACACUCUACCACUAAGCUAUACCCCUAAACACAAAUUAUUAUCAAAACUAAAGUUUAUCCAUAGAAGUGAAGUAACUCUAACAGACUGGUGACUAUAGCUGCUGGCUUUUCCUGAGCUCACAGUCAAAACAUCAGAUGUGAGAGGCAGCAUACCUGGGACCUGCUUCACAGCUAACCCUCUGUGUCUCAGUUUCCCGUUCUAGAUGGUAGUCAUCAUGGAUGGCUUAGGAAAGCAUCUGGCAGAGAUUAGUCAUGCCAGCGUUGCUAGCCAUGCUUUGUUCGUUUUGCUUACUUCCUCACCAAACAAGCAAGUAUGGAGUCCCAUUAGUGUUUAAGGACCAUGUGUCUGCUCAAUAGACUAACACAGCUCUGGAGUCGUUGGACAUUUGGCGUUCUUGGAGGUUUGACCCUGAUUGCUAUUCCGGGAAUUUCCUUGCUGAGAUCUGACACUUGAGGUGUUCCGGAUGGGAACACAAACUUGCUGUGAAGUUCAGGCUCCAAAGAGAUGUCUGUUAUAAAAAUGGAAGCUGCCUGCUAUGGUAUACCAACUCCCAACCCCAGCAUACAUUUUACAAGCAGAUCUCAUGUUGGUUUGGAAAGAUGCCCACUCUCUAGCUUGAGGAUGAUGGGCUCUGUAUAACUUCUCCCUCCUUCCAGUAUGGUUCCACACUCAGUGAGUGUAUACUAGGGCUUCCUCAGCUCCCUCUCAUGGGCUUAGGCUUGAGCUUGGCAACAGGAGAGGGCUGCCUGUUUCCUGUUCUUCCUGCUCCAUUUCUGGCUCCUAACUAGGAAGAGGAAGGGUCGAGUGAGAGCAGCAAUGAUGAGGAGGACCCCAAGGACAAAGCUCUCCCUGAAGACCCCGAGACCUGUCUGCAGCUAAAUAUGGUCUACCAGGAGGUGAUCCGGGAAAAGCUAGCAGAGGUUAGCCAGUUGCUAGCCCAGAACCAGGAGCAGCAGGAAGAGAUCCUGUUUGAUCUGUCUGGAACCAAAUGCCCCAAGGUGAAGGAUGGCAGAAGUCUGCCCUCAUACAUGUACAUAGGCCACUUCCUGAAGCCAUACUUCAAGGACAAGGUUACUGGAGUGGGAAGCACUGGGAGAAAGCCUUGCUCAGGAAGUCUGUAGUGAGUGACCGCCUACAACGUCUGCUUCAGCCCAAAUUGCUGAAGCUGGAGUACUUACACGAAAAACAGAGCCGAGUCUCCAGUGAGUUGGAAAGGCAGGCCCUGGAGAAGCAGAUUAAGGAAGCAGAGAAGGAGAUUCAGGACAUCAACCAGCUCCCAGAGGAAGCAUUGUUGGGGAACCGGCUAGACAGCCACGACUGGGAGAAGAUUUCCAAUAUUAACUUUGAAGGAGCCCGCAGUGCAGAGGAGAUCCGGAAGUUCUGGCAGAGUUCUGAGCAUCCAAGCAUCAGUAAGCAGGAAUGGAGCACAGAAGAAGUAGAGAGGCUGAAGGCCAUCGCUGCCACACAUGGCCACCUGGAGUGGCACUUGGUUGCAGAGGAACUUGGGACAAGCCGCAGUGCCUUUCAGUGCCUGCAGAAAUUCCAGCAGUACAACAAAACCCUGAAACGCAAGGAGUGGACAGAAGAGGAAGACCACAUGCUCACCCAGCUGGUCCAAGAGAUGCGAGUUGGGAACCAUAUCCCAUACCGCAAGAUCGUCUACUUCAUGGAAGGGAGAGACUCCAUGCAGCUGAUCUACCGUUGGACCAAGAGCUUAGAUCCCAGCCUGAAAAGGGGAUUCUGGGCCCCAGAGGAAGAUGCUAAAUUGCUUCAAGCUGUUGCCAAGUAUGGGGCGCAGGACUGGUUUAAAAUCCGGGAAGAGGUGCCAGGUAGGAGCGAUGCCCAAUGCAGAGACCGCUACAUCAGAAGAUUACAUUUCAGCUUGAAAAAGGGACGGUGGAAUGCAAAAGAAGAACAACAGCUGAUCCAGCUAAUAGAGAAAUAUGGUGUUGGUCACUGGGCAAGAAUCGCUUCUGAAUUGCCCCAUCGGUCAGGCUCCCAGUGUCUGAGCAAGUGGAAGAUCUUGGCCAGGAAGAAACAGCAUCUGCAGAGGAAGAGAGGGCAGAGGCCCCGUCACAGUAGCCAGUGGAGCUCUAGCGGCAGCAGCAGCAGCAGCAGUGAAGACUACGGCAGCAGCAGUGGCAGCGACGGCAGCAGCGGCAGUGAAAACUCAGAUGUGGAGCUGGAGGCGUCUCUGGAGAAGAGUAGAGCACUGACUCCUCAACAGUACAGAGUGCCAGACAUUGACCUGUGGGUUCCUACCAGGCUGAUCACCAGCCAGUCACAGAGAGAAGGGACAGGGUGCUACCCACAACACCCUGCUGUCUCCUGCUGCACUCAGGAUGCCUCUCAAAAUCACCACAAGGAAGGUUCUACCACCGUCUCUGCUGCUGAGAAAAACCAGCUGCAGGUGCCCUAUGAGACCCACAGCACUGUUCCAAGAGGAGACCGGUUCCUACACUUCUCGGACACCCACUCAGCAAGUUUGAAGGAUCCGGCCUGCAAGCCUGUGUUGAAGGUGCCCCUAGAGAAAAUGCCGAAGUUAAUCAGGACUCGUCCACCCACCCAGAGUCACACACUGAUGAAGGAAAGACCGAAGCAGCCACUCCUCCCUAGUUCACGCUCAGGGUCUGACCCUGGCAACAAUACGGCUGGGCCCCAUCUGCGGCAGCUAUGGCAUGGAACUUACCAGAAUAAGCAGAGACGCAAGAGACAGGCUCUACAUCGCAGGCUCCUUAAGCACAGGCUUUUGCUGGCUGUGAUACCCUGGGUGGGUGACAUCAACCUGGCCUGCACACAAGCUCCCCGGAGACCUGCAACCGUUCAGACUAAAGCUGACAGCAUCCGGAUGCAGUUAGAGUGUGCCCGCCUGGCCAGCACUCCGGUAUUCACACUGCUUAUUCAGCUAUUGCAGAUUGAUACUGCGGGCUGCAUGGAGGUGGUUCGAGAGAGGAAAAGCCAGCCCCCUGCACUGCUCCAGCCUGGCACCCGGAACACCCAGCCGCAUCUCCUGCAGGCAUCCUCUAAUGCCAAGAACAACACAGGCUGCCUCCCAAGCAUGACGGGGGAACAAACUGCAAAGAGAGCCAGCCACAAAGGGCGCCCACGACUGGGGUCAUGCAGGACUGAGGCUACCCCCUUCCAAGUCCCUGUAGCAGCCCCACGUGGCCUCCGGCCAAAGCCUAAGACUGUUUCUGAGCUGCUUCGGGAGAAGCGGCUCCGUGAGUCCCAUGCCAAGAAGGCCACUCAGGCUCUUGGUCUCAACAGCCAGCUGCUGGUCUCCUCACCUGUGAUCCUCCAGCCCCCUCUGCUGCCAGUCCCCCAUGGUUCCCCAGUAGUAGGCCCUGCAACGUCCAGUGUAGAACUCUCUGUACCUGUGGCGCCGGUGAUGGUCAGUUCAAGUCCUUCUGGCUCCUGGCCGGUGGGUGGGAUCUCAGCCACAGACAAGCAGCCCCCCAACCUACAGACCAUUUCCCUAAAUCCUCCCCACAAAGGGACCCAGGUUGCAGCCCCUGCUGCUUUUAGGAGCCUAGCCUUAGCCCCCGGGCAAGUCCCCACAGGCGGCCAUCUGAGUACUCUAGGACAGACCUCUACCACAUCCCAGAAGCAGAGCCUGCCCAAGGUCCUGCCCAUUCUUCGAGCUGCUCCCAGCCUCACUCAGCUGUCUGUGCAGCCACCAGUAAGUGGACAGCCCCUGGCAACCAAGUCCAGCCUGCCUGUCAACUGGGUUCUCACAACUCAGAAGUUGCUCUCUGUCCAAGUGCCAGCUGUGGUGGGCCUCCCCCAGUCAGUGAUGACCCCUGAGACCAUAGGACUACAAGCAAAACAGCUGCCUUCCCCUGCCAAGACUCCUGCUUUUCUGGAACAGCCUCCAGCCAGUACAGACACAGAACCCAAGGGACCUCAGGGCCAGGAAAUACCACCCACACCUGGGCCCGAAAAGGCAGCUUUGGACCUAAGUCUCCUUUCCCAGGAAAGUGAGGCAGCCAUCGUCACAUGGCUGAAGGGGUGCCAAGGUGCUUUUGUACCCCCGCUGGGGAGCAGGAUGCCCUAUCAUCCCCCUUCCCUGUGCAGCUUGCGGGCAUUGUCCAGCCUCCUCCUCCAGAAACAGGACUUGGAGCAGAAGGCUUCCUCUCUGGCGGCCAGCCAGGCAGCUGGGGCCCAACCUGAUCCCAAGGCUGGAGCCCUACAAGCUUCCCUGGAGCUGGUACAGAGGCAAUUCCGGGACAACCCAGCCUACCUCCUGCUAAAGACGCGUUUCCUGGCUAUCUUCUCCCUUCCUGCAUUCCUGGCCACUCUGCCCCCCAACAGCAUCCCCACCACCCUGUCACCAGACGUGGCUGUGGUUUCUGAGAGUGACAGUGAAGACCUCGGUGACUUGGAGCUCAAGGAUAGGGCUAGACAGUUGGACUGCAUGGCCUGCAGAGUGCAAGCAAGCCCAGCAGCCCCAGACCCUGUACAGAGCCACCUUGUCUCCCCUGGUCAGAGAGCUCCAAGUCCUGGUGAGGUUUCUGCUCCCUCCCCUCUGGAUGCUUCUGAUGGCCUUGAUGACCUUAACGUGCUCAGGACUCGACGUGCUCGGCAUUCCCGGAGAUAGAGGUUGCUUUGAGCAGCAAGGACAAGGCGUCAAGGGGUCCAGAAUCCAGCUCUCACUAGGCAAGAGGCAGGGCCCAAGCCUGCCCAGAAGCAGUACACAACCCUCAGCAAGAAGACGGGAAGCCAGAAAGCUGCAGGCUGAGGACCAAGCUGUCGGUAGCGAUCUACAGGCUGUGGUGAUAGCAGUGGCCACGUGAUCACAGGCUACCUGUUAACAGACUUGGGGCCGUGUAUGUGAGGGAAUAAAGGAAAUGCCUAAUUUUCACUUAAAAA